Messenger RNA from Rhizopus microsporus ATCC 52813, 1386 nucleotides. Its product is annotated as UBX-domain-containing protein. The transcript is spliced from 5 exons. NCBI's taxonomy places the organism in Eukaryota, Fungi, Mucoromycota, Mucoromycetes, Mucorales, Rhizopodaceae. The record is from RefSeq and is a predicted model, not a curated record. Bases 1 to 1386 code for a protein of 461 amino acids. Gene Ontology annotation, molecular function: ubiquitin binding. Gene Ontology annotation, cellular component: endoplasmic reticulum.
AUGGAAUCCUUAGACGGUCUGAAUGAGCAGCAAAGGCGAACACUGAAUCAAUACCAGUCAAUAACUCAUUCACAUGAUAUUGAAGAAGCUGUACGUAUACUAACAGAAUAUAACUGGAACUUAGAAGAGGCUAUACAGAAUGAAUAUCGCAAAUAUUAUAAAGAUUCUUUAGGAGGCGAUCAGUCAACAUCAGCCUCAUCUUCAUUAUUAGGUCAUAAUAGGCCAAUGACAGAAAGAAGACGAAAAAGUGGACUAUUAUCUUUCUUCUUUUGGCCGUUUAACUUGAUUUGGAAAAUUAUUUGGAGUCUAUAUAGUAUAACCGCACGCCUAUUCCACAAGCCUAUUACAACAAAUGAGCCACGUCAUGAUCCUCGUUCAGAAGCAGACAGAUUCUUAAGAUAUUUUGAAUCGACUUAUGGAACCAUACACCCAAGCUUUUUUGAAGGAAGCUAUACCCAGGCUCUUAAUAUAUCUAAAAAGGAAUCAAAAUACAUGAUGGUUAUCUUAAUAAGUGAGGAGCAUGACGAUAAUGAUGCCUUCUGCCGAUCUAUCUUAACCUCAUCUGAAUUACUUGAUUUCCUUCGACAUCAUAAAAUUAUCGUAUGGGGCGGGAAUAUUCGCUAUACAGAAGCGUUUCAAGUUAGCAACAUCCUUGAAGCAACAACCUAUCCCUUCAUUGCUAUCAUUGGAUUACAUUCACCUUCCUCUUCUGUUUCACUAUCAAAUCUAAAACUAUCGGUUAUUGAUCGUAUUGAGGGACAAACCAGCCCUACAUCUAUCAUAAGAAGAUUCGAAAACGUGAUGGCACGAACUGAGUCGACUAUGAACCGAUUACGUUCUGAGCGUGAACAGAGGGAGCAAGAGCAAAGAUUAAGAGAAGAACAAGAACAGGCCUAUGCAGAAAGUUUAAGGAUAGACCGUGAGAGAGAGAUGAGGAUGCAUCAAGAGCGCCAAGAAGCCAUUGCGCGUGAACAUAAUCGAUUGAUGGAACAAAGAAACAGGGAAUUAUAUAUUCGUUAUCUGUGUCAAAAGAUAUCAACAAACAUGACAAAUCCACCUGAAAAUGAAAAAGUAACCAAGAUCAGCUUUAGAAUGGCAGAUGGAAGUCGAGCCAUUCACAAAUUUAAAGGUAGUGACACUCUAGAGGACUUAUAUCAAUUUGUUGAAGCCUAUCCGUACAUGGAAGAAUACGCACAUGAACCAUCCAUCAAUAGAAUACCAGAUAACUAUGUUCAUAAAUACAGAUUUACCAUACAUUCUGCUUUUCCAAGGACAGAAUAUCAACCAGAUCCAACAACAAAUAUUGCCAACGUCAAAGGACUGUGGCCAAGUGCAACAUUGAUCGUUGACCCUGACCAAGACGGUGAAAGUGACGAAGAGUAUUAA